Molecule: messenger RNA, 1590 nt
Organism: Drosophila ananassae
Lineage: Eukaryota; Metazoa; Arthropoda; Insecta; Diptera; Drosophilidae
Product: phenoloxidase-activating factor 2
Exons: 3
Coding region: 73-1482 (469 amino acids)
Biological process (GO): proteolysis
Molecular function (GO): serine-type endopeptidase activity
Source: RefSeq, a predicted model, not a curated record
AUAUGGAGUGCCCCAUCAUUCCGAGUUCAGUGCUGGUCGAAUACGCGUCGUAUCUUGGAACACACAGUUGAAAUGGCGCAUUCAAUUGAUUUGUUUCGAAGUAUCGCCAUGCGUCCGGAGGCGACGAUUUCUGUGUUGAUUCUCCCACUCAUAUCUCUGGUCCCGGUGGCUUUCUCAUCUACCAGCUGUCUGAACCAUGAGAUUUGCAUUGGCGAGAGGCUGUGCAACCUCACGGAUGAUUCCGGCCUUGGAAAGCUCAUACCUCGGAUUCUGUACAAAAGCUGCGGCCAGGGCCUGGUCUGCUGCGAGAAAGUGCAGGUGGAGAGCUAUUAUGCCGAAGAAGCCGACAUUCAGUAUCGCAACCAGAAGAAGGGAAAUCCAUGGGUCACUUCGGAAAUCCCAGAUACAACUAUUCGAACAACUAAGCAAAACACUAAAGCUAAAACUGAGGAGCAGGGAUAUAAGAGCUGCGGCAUUCGGAAAGAAUGUGUGCCCCGGCACUUGUGCCUCACCGGAACGGUCAACGAAGACGGAAGGUAUAUCGUGAAGCCUCGAAUUGGAGAUAACAAGAUUGGUUGCCUAUCAGUGGAGGAGUGCUGUGCUUUGGAUGACCAGAUUGAUGAAGAUGAAAGUCCCACAAAACGAAACCUCAAGGACUUUAGGUAUAGGAGCUGUGGCUACAGCAAUCCCAAGGGUCUCUACUACAAACUGGACGGCUACAACGACAACGAGUCAACGUUUGCAGAAUUCCCCUGGAUGGUGGCACUGAUGGACAUGGAGGCGAACUAUAUCUGCGGUGGAACCUUGAUACACCCCCAACUGGUGCUGACCAGUGCCCAUAAUGUGGCCAACUACAGUGAAGACUCGCUGUUGGCGAGAGCCGGAGACUGGGACCUCAACAGCCAGACAGAGCCGCAUCCCUACCAGAUGCGAGGCAUUAGCCACGUGAUGCGGCACGAGGGUUUCAACAACCUGACCUUUUACAAUGACAUUGCCCUGCUAAUGUUGGAACGACCCUUCCAGUUGGCCCCCCACAUCCAGCCCAUCUGCCUGCCACCGCCGGAAAGCCCGCAACUGAUGUUGGAUCUGGAGCGCGCCAAGUGCCUGGCCACGGGUUGGGGGCACACCAAUUAUUCUUCCAAUGUUUUGGAGCACCUGCUAAAGCGGAUAGAGCUGCCGGUGGUGGAUCACGAGUCCUGCCAGAAGCUAUUGAGGAGAUCUGUUCUCGGGCGGCGCUACAGGCUCCAUUCGAGUUUCCUCUGCGCCGGUGGCGAGGAGGGCAAAGACACCUGUUAUGGUGACGGCGGUUCACCCUUGUUCUGCACAAUGCCAGGCCUAACAGAUCGGUUCUACCUGGCGGGGAUUGUGUCCUGGGGCAUAGAGUGCGCCGUAAAGGAUGUGCCGGCUGCUUAUGCAAACGUUGCCUACCUGAGGAACUGGAUAGAUGAAAAAAUCGCGGAAAGUGGCAUCGUCCUCCAAUGAAAUGUUUUAAAAUUUUCUUAAUUAUAGACUAAAAGUUCGUUCGUUUUUUAUCACAUUUGAUUCAUUUCCAAAGACUAAAAUAAACUUCAGAGAGACAAGUUUCCCACA